This is a messenger RNA of Neoarius graeffei (lesser salmon catfish), 1908 nucleotides long. It is a transcript of the gene ap2m1a, whose product is annotated as adaptor related protein complex 2 subunit mu 1a. Gene Ontology annotation, biological process: clathrin-dependent endocytosis; intracellular protein transport. Gene Ontology annotation, cellular component: AP-2 adaptor complex; cytoplasmic vesicle. The record is from RefSeq and is a predicted model, not a curated record. NCBI's taxonomy places the organism in Eukaryota, Metazoa, Chordata, Actinopteri, Siluriformes, Ariidae. The transcript is spliced from 12 exons. Gene Ontology annotation, molecular function: clathrin-cargo adaptor activity. The coding region runs from base 151 to 1464 and encodes 437 amino acids.
ACUUCCAGGCCGAAGCAGAGUCUGAGGGAGGGAGUCAUCCUGAGGUAAAACAGCGCUAAUGUCUCUGUUCAUUCUUUAACAGCUCCUAAAGAAGACAGAAAUCAGGAGUCAGAAUCCGCCAUGGCGUGUGAAGCGUGAGGAGCAGCCACCAUGAUUGGAGGACUGUUCAUCUACAAUCACAAGGGAGAGGUGCUGAUCUCCCGUGUGUACCGCGAUGACAUAGGGAGGAAUGCGGUGGACGCGUUCCGUGUGAACGUGAUCCACGCCCGCCAGCAGGUGCGCUCUCCCGUCACCAACAUCGCACGCACCAGCUUCUUCCACGUGAAGCGCUCAAACAUCUGGCUGGCUGCUGUCACCAAGCAGAACGUCAACGCCGCCAUGGUGUUCGAGUUCCUCUACAAGAUGUGUGACGUGAUGACAGCCUACUUCGGCAAGAUCAGCGAGGAAAACAUCAAGAACAACUUUGUCCUCAUUUACGAGCUCCUGGACGAGAUUCUGGAUUUUGGCUAUCCUCAGAACUCGGAGACUGGAGCGCUGAAGACAUUUAUCACUCAGCAGGGCAUUAAGGGUCAGCAUCAGACGAAGGAGGAGCAGUCUCAGAUCACCAGUCAGGUGACGGGGCAGAUCGGCUGGCGUCGGGAGGGCAUUAAAUACCGCCGCAAUGAGCUUUUCCUGGACGUGCUGGAGAGCGUCAAUCUGCUCAUGUCCCCGCAGGGUCAGGUGCUGAGCGCGCAUGUGUCGGGCCGUGUGGUGAUGAAGAGCUACUUGAGCGGGAUGCCCGAGUGCAAGUUCGGCAUGAACGACAAGAUCGUCAUCGACAAGCAGGGGAAAGCCGGAGCGGGCGACGACACCGGGAAGAGCAGUGGGAAGCAGUCCAUCGCCAUCGACGACUGCACCUUCCACCAGUGUGUGCGUCUGAGCAAGUUUGACUCGGAGCGCAGCAUCAGUUUCAUCCCUCCCGAUGGAGAGUACGAGCUCAUGAGGUAUCGCACCACUAAGGACAUCAUCCUGCCGUUCCGCGUCAUUCCGCUGGUCCGUGAGGUCGGACGCACCAAGCUGGAGGUAAAAGUUGUCAUCAAGUCCAACUUCAAACCCUCCUUACUGGCACAGAAGAUUGAGGUUCGCAUCCCCACCCCUCUGAACACGAGCGGCGUGCAGGUGAUCUGCAUGAAGGGCAAAGCCAAGUACAAGGCCAGCGAGAACGCCAUUGUGUGGAAGAUAAAGCGCAUGGCUGGAAUGAAGGAGUCUCAGAUCAGCGCUGAGAUCGAGCUGCUGCCCACCAACGAUAAGAAGAAAUGGGCUCGUCCUCCCAUUUCAAUGAACUUUGAGGUGCCGUUCGCUCCGUCCGGUCUGAAGGUUCGCUACCUGAAGGUGUUCGAGUCCAAGCUGAACUACAGCGACCACGAUGUCAUCAAAUGGGUUCGAUACAUCGGCCGCAGCGGCAUCUACGAGACGCGCUGCUGACCACGUGACCAGCCGUCUCCUGCCCCACACCUUCCGUCUGAGAUAGGUGGCUGAAUUAAACAAAUCAGUAGAGAAAUUAUGCAAAUGUGAACAUGUCCUGUGUGUAUGACCAGUUAUUACAGAGCAGAGAGAGAGGGGUGGAGUGUGAAGGUUACAGCACUGCAUCGUGAUCAGGGUGUGUCCCAGAUGCGAGUCAACAUCCUCAUACACAGCCAGCGUGCUGAUUAUACACUGCAAAGGAACCGGUGUUCUUACUGAUGAGUUUGUUCGAAUGAAUCGCUGGCGUUUGGGACACGACCCUGACUUUCCUCAGUGUGUAGGGUGAAGGAGGAAGCGGUGCGGUGCUGUGAGGAUCGAUGUGAUGUUUGUUUUCUCUCUCGCUGUGUCUGAUCUCACUGUAACAGUAAGUGUAUAUAAAUAUACUAAAAAAAAAAAAGGGGGAAC